Staurois parvus is the source of this 363-nucleotide messenger RNA. Lineage: Eukaryota; Metazoa; Chordata; Amphibia; Anura; Ranidae. The record is from the annotation of a GenBank genome assembly.
AUGUAUUUUUUUCUAUGCAAUUUGUCCUUGAUAGAUCUUUGCUAUUCCUCAACGGCUGUUCCACGACUACUCGUUGACUUGUUCUCUGUUCAAAGAACAAUUUCGAACUUUGCUUGUGGCAUCCAACUCUACAUCAUAGUGUUCAUGGGAGGAACAGAAUGCCAACUCCUUGCCCUCAUGGCGUAUGACCGGUUUUGGCCAUCUGCCGUCCCUCUUCAUUAUCGCCUUCUUAUGAAAUGGAGCGUUUGUUACAGCCUGACUGCCUUUGCGUGGUUCUUCAGCUUCAUGAUAAAUGUUGUCCCAUCUCUGGCAACGCCCCUGAAGUUAUGUCAUGAAAACCGCAUCAAACCACUUCAUGUGUGA